AUGUCAACGGUAAAACCCCCCCGAGAGUUCAAGUUUGUCGGCGCAUUCAGUCGCAAGAGAAGACGUCGCGAUGGGACAGCGCCUGGAUCGAUUGACUUCGUCGGACCGACAACACGAUCGAAGCAAGCGGCGACGAAACCGCAGAGUGAAGCUGUUGCUGCUGAGCCUGCGACGCCACCAAAGUCGGCGGAUGGUAAUAGCGAGGGUCGAGAUAAGAGUGCCGAUAACACUACGCCCCCAGCGGUGGAAGCGACAGAGACAGGGGCGGAGGCGCGGGCUCCUCUUGCGGCGACGCCAGUGAUUCCUCACGAGAAUGCCAAUCCGUUUGAUCACGAUAUGAUGAUGGGGGAGGGGAUGAACAGCGGGAGUGAUAUCGACUGGACAUAUUCAAGUCUUAUGAACCCCUUCAUCGAUACAGGGCCCUCGUUCAUGGCCCCUUUUGACCAGGUCAAUGGCCAACUGCCCAUUUAUUUCGGCCCCGACAUUCCUCUCAUUCAGCUCGGAGACUCAUCAUCUACCGACAACUCGCCUGAGAAUCACUUCAUCGGACCUCAGCUACCAAAUGAUUCUGAUGGUACAGCGGGCGACUUUGCUACAAAUGCGCAGUCACAGGCAAUUGAAGAGCCUGUUUUACCAUUGCUCAACUCUCACGCCGCGCCGAGCAACAUCAGCGACACCAUUGCGCAACUACUGACUCGAUAUGACCAAGAAUUCUGCGUCAUGCCUCUCACCCACGACUUUGCCGCCAACCCAUUCCGAUUCGACGCCGAAACUGGUCGAGGCUCACAACUUCUCCUCCAUUGCAUCCUCGCUCUCUCCUACAAACACAUCAAUCGCGAUACAGGUUCUUGCGCUGGAGAGGCCAAAAUGCAUAAGAAGAAAGCUCUCCAGAUGCUCAAGGAUAUGGAAGGCGUGUCGCAGGCGUCGCCGAUCGAAGCGACUUUCUUGGACGCUGUGUUGAUUCUCAUGACACUUGAUUGCGCGACAUCUGCUCAUGGACCUUGGACCUGGUAUCUCAAGCGAGCGCAUAAAAUGAUACAGGCUGCCGAAUUCUGCAACAUGAAGAAAACACCGCGAAUGCAAGCACGUAUAGAGAUGCUAGUCUGGUGGGACGUCACUCUAGCCCUCACAAGCCGUCAAGGAUGCGUCCUCUCCGAAUCCACGAUAAUCAGCCUCUUCAACCACGACAAAACAAGCGACGAGACCUUUUACAGUGUAUCAGGCUGUCCCGAAGCCUUGUUCCGCCACAUGAUCCGCCUCGGAUCUUACGCACGAGAAUUCGAGCUUAUAAGCAACAUGACCUGCGCAAAGUUCGACAUGGAACACGUUCUCAAUGUAGAGAAGGAGAUACGCGAGUGGACUGAUCCUGAGUACGGCGACAUCCCAGACCAACUCGUCUCAGACACUACAGGCUGCGAUAUAGGGGAUGUAGCUCAUUACAAGGAAGAUCUACAUCACUGCGCCGAAGCAUGGAGAUACGGGCUAUUAAUCUACAUCGGCCGCGUGUUCAAGUGGCAGCGCGAUCAACCCGCCCCCUCAAUACUAGGCUUCUUGGCGCGCAAGACGCUCAACCACGUUACGUCUUGCAGAUAUAGUUCCAUGCUGCAGAAACAACUCCUUCUUCCCGUUUUCUUGGCGGGGUGUGAAACAUCGGAUGAGCACUUGAGACAGGCGGCGAGGACGUAUUGUAGCUGGUGGAAUGAACGGACGAGGUAUGAUAUGUUUCUGACUGCGAAUACGCUGCUGGAGGAGGUUUGGGCUGAUGAGGCGGUGGAUUCGUGGUGGGGGUCUAUUAUUGAUCAGAAGAGUCGGUCGAAUGUUAACUCUGGGGAGGGGAGGCAGUAUUUAUUUGGAUGA
Molecule: messenger RNA, 1857 nt
Organism: Fusarium fujikuroi IMI 58289
Lineage: Eukaryota; Fungi; Ascomycota; Sordariomycetes; Hypocreales; Nectriaceae
Exons: 4
Coding region: 1-1857 (618 amino acids)
Biological process (GO): positive regulation of transcription by RNA polymerase II
Cellular component (GO): nucleus
Molecular function (GO): DNA-binding transcription factor activity; transcription cis-regulatory region binding
Source: RefSeq, a predicted model, not a curated record